Fusarium fujikuroi IMI 58289 is the source of this 246-nucleotide messenger RNA. RefSeq lists its product as uncharacterized. The transcript is spliced from 2 exons. Lineage: Eukaryota; Fungi; Ascomycota; Sordariomycetes; Hypocreales; Nectriaceae. Bases 1 to 246 code for a protein of 81 amino acids. The record is from RefSeq and is a predicted model, not a curated record.
AUGCUCGUCAACAAUAUCUGCCUCAUUGCCUUCGCCGCUGUUGCCAUGGCUGCGCCCCAACGCAUUGACUUCAACCGAGAUCCUAAUAACAACGGCGACCGAACCGCACAAAUGGCGCGCGUCGAGGAUCUCCGCAACAAGGGCCUCACGUGUAAUGAGGCCGCUCAGGAAACCUUUGUAUGCUCUGAUGGCCUUGGUGGCGACUGUUCUGUUAAUAUCUUCGGAGAAGGAAGCUGCUUGAUUUAG